AGACGCCGCCUCCCGUUCCACCGCAACCCUCCUUUGCUUCAGCCGGCCCUCUUUUUUUCCCCCCACCCCUAAAUUGUUUUCCCGUUUCGCUUCCCCUCCUCGUACUUCCCAACUCCCGCCGAAUCCGCCUCCUUUUGCAGCUGCGACUACACCGCCUUACCCAUGGCGGAGUAUGAAGGCAGCGGGGGAGGGAUCGGUGGCAAGAUCCGGAGGCGCUACUUUCGUCGUACGACGCCCUACGACCGUCCCGCCACGGCCGCGAGGCCCAUCCGCGAGCUCCAAGCGGCGGAACGCCGCAACGGCUGGCUGUCCAAGCUCGUGGACCCGGCUUCCCGGGCCAUUGCAUGGAGCGCGUCGAUCCUCUUUCCCUCCGUCUUUCAGGGGCGGCUGGAGGCUCCCCUGCCUGCUACAUCAGAGGCAAAGCAGGGAUCUGAGAAAGAAGUCCUUGAAGAAUACCAUGCUAAUUUACUACCGGCAAGACAAGAGCAAUUUCCCAGUCAUGGAAAGAAUCCUUUUAACUAUCUUAAUACUGGCAAUGCUCAGGAUGGGACUCAUUCUUCUUGUACUGAUGGAGAACUUGAUCAACUACUGAUUAAGAAAACUUAUACAAGGAGUGAGUAUGAUCGCAUUGCUCAGAUAUUACGUCUUAGAGUUACAGAAACAAGUAAGCCAGUUGAAAAUAAUGACAUGGGAGAAGUCCCUGAUAAAGUGGAUAACCAGAAGCAGUGUCCUAUUAGUCCAACAGUACAACCAACAUCAAGUUAUGUCAAAAACAAUAAGGCUGUUGCCUCAGCUGAAGAAGCAAAAAACACCUGUAGCUUUCAUGGAAAUGAUGCAUCUCAAGCUAGCUUAUUAUCUGUUUCCAAGGAAGAAGUUGGAUCACCAACCAAAAUUGCUAAAGGUUACAUGAGUUUGAGGCCUUCUGAAUUAUAUCCAACAGCUCUAAGCAUGCAAACUCAAAAUUUCAUGAUGGAUAGAACUUUUCCUAAUGGUCCUUCACAUGCCAAGCAAUCAUUUGACAAAUCAAUGGCAUUAAGAUCCCUAGUCCAACAUUCACAGCCACUUGAGUUUACAAAUUCAGAACUUCAUGGCAGAUCAACAUUCAAUAAAAUGUCUCAUUCUCCAUAUUUUAAGCCCCAUUCAGUGGCUAAUACAGAAGUUUCUAAUCCUUAUGAGAUUACACCUCAGAACCAUACACGUCUGAAACUUCAUGGGAGAUCAGCAAUAUACAAAAUGGCUCGUUCUCCAUACCUCAAGCCCCAUUCGGUCGCUAACCCAAGGAAGAUGCUGAAACGAGGGAGCUCAGUUUUGGAUGAUGGAAUUGGACCUGUUAGCCCCAUUCGUCGGAUUCGCCACAAGUCUAAUAUAACAUCUCCACCAAGAAGCUCAUUCUCAUCAAUGCGACAUUUUCCUUCUUCCUCAACUUAUGUUGAUCCAUCUUCUGUACCUUCGAGCCAAAAGCUUCUGCACUGGAGUGAGCAAAAGAAGAAUGAUAAGGACCUACAUAAUGUUGAAAGUAUCAUGUCUCCCAUUGUUCCAAUUCCUCCUCAAUCCAGUGAAAUGGCUAGGAAGAUACUUGAGCAACUUGAUAAAUUAGCUCCUGCUCCAAAAGUGAAAUCAUCUAAUUUGAAAAUUGGCAUGGAUGAAUCACCUCUUAUGCUAACUCACGACAUUCUGAGUAGCCCGGCCCUCAAAAGUAUGGAGAAAAUUGAAAUGACUAAGUUUGUGAAUGUGCAAGAAAAUGGUAGUUCUGAAUCUCCCAAAGAUGGCCUUCAUCAAAGAAAUCCUAUUUCUGAGAAGCAAUAUAUGGCUGAAGAAACUGGAUCUGCAGCCUCUGAUCCUCCAAAAUUUGAAAGAGUUGUUACAGAGGUCAAGCCUAGUGUAUCAGCUACACAUUUUACUGUUUCAGAUGUUGCUACUAUCCCUACUACAAGAAAACCUGCCUUCCAGAUGAGUGUUCCUGAGGACCUUGAUGAAUUGGACGAUGAAAGUGAUUCGAUAAAGGAUUCUUCUACAAGUGCAAAUGGUAAAUCUGAGCUGUUACCAGACAUCCAGAUCACACAAAUUGCAGAAACUAGGUUGGAGGCUUCUAAAAUUUCUUCCUCUAAUGGUGUUCUUGUAUCUACAUCAAUGUUGGAUGCAAAUGCCAUGAAGGUUCCUAAUGUGUCUGGUAAUGGUGACUUAAAUGGAUUAGAUUUUCCUGUGUUACCUCUGCCUGGUUCUUCAUCAAUGCCUUCGACAAUUCCGACUUCAGCCAUGCCUCCUUUCCAACCUACACCUCUAAAAGAGAAAGCCUCAUCUCCUAUUCUAAAAGAUGGGUCGAUGGUAUAUUCAGCUGGAUCUCCUUCAAUGACAGCUGGUUCUGAUGGCCCAAAUUUUCUUGCAAGGGAUCAUAACAGAAAAGGCAUAUUUUCAGAUUUUGAUAAAGUUGGUAAAACAUUGAAGGGUGGAGAUAUAUUCAAUGCAUUAGGAAAUGCUACUCCGUCAAGCUUGUCAACUUCACCUAACUGGAGCUUAACAACUAGUUUUGGCAUUUCUUCAACUUCCAAAUUAAGUAAUGAUACUGCUUCUUUGACAAAUGAGCCUAUGAAGCCAUCCAUUUUCACUUCGAGCAACUCUACCACUCCAAGCACCUCUGUUUCUUUGUCAAGCACUGUUAGCACUUCUUCCGUCCCUCCAUUGUCAGUAUUUACAAGCAUGAGCAGUAGCCCUUCUCCUCCAUCGGCUUUAUCGUCAGAUUCAACUUCUUUAAAUGGACUUUUAAAAUUUGGUGUACCAUCACAGCCUAGUGGUGCUAGUUCAUUAUUUUCUAUCAGCAGUUCUCAGAGCAUUUCUUUUGGGGCUUCAGCUGGAUCAAGUUUUUCUAGUCAGCCAGUAGCGAAUAGUUCUGCUGUGUCAAAACCUUUGUUGAGCACAUCUGUUGAUGCCAUUCAGGCAUCAACUUCUGCUGCCCCUUUAUUUGGUUUAUCAAGUGCUGCUACUAAACCUCUUGGUGCAAGUUCUGGUCUCACAUUCCCUACUUUUACUGGAUCAUCUUCAAACUCUAGCAGUUCUACUACCACUAUGUCAACAUUAAAUUUUGGUUCAAGUUCUGGCUUUUCCCUUUCCAGGUAUACCAUUUCAUCUCAAAGUGCUGGAAGCAGCAGCUCCUUAAUAUCAACUGCUCCUUUUGGUUUAAGCAGUGUUUCCCCUAUCUUUACUGGAAAAUCUUCAGAAUCUGGUAGUUCUAGUACAGUUGUAUCAAGUUCUGGUCUUUCCCUUUCUAGUGCUAAUGCUUCAUCUCAAAGUUCUGGCAGCAGCAACUCCCUUGUCUCAACUGCACCUUUUGGCUCAACCAAUGCUGCUUUUUUGCCUGGUACUACUUUUUCGAUCAACUUUGGUGCAAGCACUGCAUCAUUUGGCUCAAGUACCCAGGAAUCCCAAUCAUCAGUAUCUGUCCCUACUUUUGGUUCCAUAUCAUCUUCACCGAUUGCAGGGUUUUCAUUUGGCGUAAACACUCAAGCAUCCCAAUCAUCAGUCUCUAUCCCUACUUUUGAUUCCACAUCAUCUUCACCAGUUACAGGAUUUUCAUUUGGCGUAAACACUCAAGCAUCCCAAUCAUCAGUCUCUGUCUCUACGUUUAAUUCUACAUCAUCUUCGCCAUCUACAGGGUUUUCGUUUGGAUCGGCUCCUUCAGGGAGCUCACCUUUUCCAUUUGUUGCAUCUUCGAUGCCAGCAUUUUCAUUUGGUUCAACUGGAAGCACAUCAUCCCUUUCUGCCUCUCCUGCACCAUUGUUGUUUGGAACACCAAAUCAAUUAGUUGCCUUGAAUUCGUCACCUGGAAAUGAUCAGAUGAGUGUUGAGGAUAGCAUGGCUGAUGACCCUGUCCAACCAUCUGCUUCGCUGGGGACACUUGGGCAACCAACCAACAUGCCUUCACCAAAUUUUAUUUAUGGUUCUCCAGCUGCUCCUGGUGGACAGCAAACCUUUCAAUUUGGAAGCCAGCAAAAUAAUUUUGCUCCAUCUCCAUUCCAACCAGCUCCAAAUUUAGAUUUCACCGCUGGAAGUAGCUUCUCUUGGGGAACUGGAGGUGGAGAUAAGUCUGGUCGAAAAUUUGUUAAAGUCAGAAGAGAUAAGCAUCGGAGAAAGUAGGAGGAAAACAUGAUAGUAACAGAUAUGCCUUUUUGACGCAUGCUUAUUUUUAUUUAUUUGUUGGCAAUGGUUUUAGAGGCAAGAGGUAGGAUUUUUAAAGUGCAAGAUCCCUGGAAUGUUGGCACUUCAGCCGCCUAUUAAUGAAGUUUUUGUGCACUGAAGACUGCAUCUGUGCAGCAUAUGGUUUUCGAAGUUUCCUUCUUCCCUUUGUAACUCUCGCACUUUAGUUUGGUCAGAUGGAUAAGCAUCUGCGUUUUGUAUGCUUGUAUUUGUUUUCCUGUUGUCGAUGCUUGUAUUUGUUUUCCUGUUGUCGGAUUAUCUGUAUUUAAUGUAAUCUGUAUUCCACUUAAGCGAUUUUUCCUAUGUGAGAGCUGUACCAUUAUGAAUUGAAUACAAUAUUAUUUUUUAUUUUCUGCAA
Zingiber officinale is the source of this 4549-nucleotide messenger RNA. RefSeq names its product nuclear pore complex protein NUP1-like. Gene Ontology annotation, biological process: nuclear membrane organization. The transcript has 9 exons. Lineage: Eukaryota; Viridiplantae; Streptophyta; Magnoliopsida; Zingiberales; Zingiberaceae. The coding region runs from base 163 to 4131 and encodes 1322 amino acids. The record is from RefSeq and is a predicted model, not a curated record. Gene Ontology annotation, cellular component: nuclear envelope.